CAAUAGGGAACGAGUGACGACGACGUGCUAACGAGUUAGCCGGCAAGCUACCGCUAUCUAGUGUGUGCGCGGUGGAGGUGAUUUACAUAUGAUAUAGAAUAAUAAUCCAGAAUAUAUUGAAUUUUAUUUUAGGGUAGCCAUACACGUAAUUUAAUUAUGCCCAGCAAAAAGAAGAAAUACAACGCCAGAUUCCCUCCGGCGAGGAUUAAGAAGAUUAUGCAGACAGAUGAAGAAAUAGGAAAAGUGGCUGCAGCAGUACCUGUUAUUAUUUCGAGAGCGCUGGAGCUUUUUUUGGAGUCCUUGCUUACGAAGGCCUGUCAAGUCACCCAGUCUAGGAAUGCAAAGACAAUGACAACGUCACAUCUAAAACAGUGUAUUGAAUUGGAGCAACAGUUUGAUUUCUUAAAAGACCUGGUGGCGGCAGUGCCGGACAUGCAAGGAGAGGGGGACGAGAACCACACCGAGGGGGGAGGAGAAAAAGUCCCUCGCAGGGGUCGAAAACCAGGAUCUGGACGUAAGAACGGAGGGGCCGGCUCCAAAGGCAAGGACAAGAAGUUGUCUGGCACAGAGUCAGAGCAAGAGGAUGACUCUGAAGAUAGCGAGACAGAAGGGGACGAGGAGGACGGCUCUCAGUCAAGCACAAAUCUACAGGCUGCAUCCAGGUUCCACAGCUCAAACGCGCCCCCCCAGUACAUGCACAUGGGCAACAUGGUGUCAAUGGGCAGCAUGGCUCCAGCACAGCCCCAGGGCGGCAUGGCCUUUGCCCCGCACCCCUCCAUGAUGAGUGUCGCACCGCCUCCCCCAGCCCCCGCGCCGCACAAAGACGAGGACGACGACGAUGAAGACUACGACUCUUAGCUCCCGUCUUCCCUUCUUCACCACUCGCUUGCACACACACACAUAAACACACACACACACACACUCUUUCAAAGUUAUUUUCGAUCUCUUAAGUUGCUCUUGCGGCGGCCGCUCUAAGCAGAGGAGGGAAGGACUCUUCAUCACAGCCUGCUGACAUAAAAACCCUCGACGGUGGGCUGUAAGAGACACCGCCGCAGGACACAGAAAAAUGGUUGUAUAUUAUGUGUUUUAAUUUUUUUUUUUUUUUUUUUUAAAAGGUUUUAUUUUAUUGUAGAGGAGAAUCCAACGAGGAUGUUUUUUAACAAGUCAGUCGUUCUAUUUUGACUAUUAAAAACGACAGUCGUCACUGUUUUCGCCACGAGCCCCUCGCAGACAGGAUAGGUGUAGUUUUUGUUGCCUCGUAGCUUUUUUUUUUUUUUUUUGGCACUUUUCCUCUUUCUUCCUCAAAAUCCUCUGUAGUAGGAACGAUGAAGUGAACGCAUCGGUCGUCAUGCAAACCCUCAGGUUGGCUGAAACAUUCUAGAAGCGGUAGUUAAAGCCUUAUUAAAGCCUUCAGUGCUCAUGCAGUGGCAGGUAAUAGAGAUGAAUUCAGGGCAGCAGCUUGUAAAGAACCUGGAAGGUGGACAGCAGUUGUCUAAGGGAAAAAGGAGGGUCGCUGUCUCACCCGUGAAGUGUUAUAUUACUGUGUUAUUGAUUGGCUAUGAAUUACCACUGUUAAGAUGUGAGCCCCACUUCCGGGCUUUGCCGCUACUUGCUGGUCAAUUCAAUUGUCGGGCUGUAACAUAAACAAAGGAAGCAGGUGUAUUUUUACUCUGGGUUAGCUAGCCACAGCUUUUUUUUUUUUUUUUUUGAAAUUAGUUUCUAUUUUUAAUUGAUGUUUUUUAUCAAGAGAACUGGUCAACCUCUGUGACCACAGCCCUGAAGACAACCACAUAUCAACAGGUUAAUGAUUUACAUCACGUUGUUGUUGUUGUUUUUGAUGCCAUCAGGCCUUUAGACCUUUAAAUUCCCCCUGAAUUGCCCAUCAGAUGCGUACUGUGAUUCUGGAACCAUGACUUU
This is a messenger RNA of Toxotes jaculatrix (banded archerfish), 1917 nucleotides long. It is a transcript of the gene drap1, whose product is annotated as DR1-associated protein 1 (negative cofactor 2 alpha). Gene Ontology annotation, molecular function: RNA polymerase II general transcription initiation factor activity; transcription coactivator activity; protein heterodimerization activity. Gene Ontology annotation, cellular component: nucleus; negative cofactor 2 complex. Gene Ontology annotation, biological process: negative regulation of transcription by RNA polymerase II; transcription by RNA polymerase II; positive regulation of transcription by RNA polymerase II. The record is from RefSeq and is a predicted model, not a curated record. The transcript has 7 exons. Bases 157 to 858 code for a protein of 233 amino acids. Lineage: Eukaryota; Metazoa; Chordata; Actinopteri; Toxotidae.